AUGGACUAUUCCCCGCCAACCUCUCCGCAACCAUCAUGGCAAUCACCAAAACGAAGACCACCGCAUCAGACCGGAACGGCAAAAAAUGAACAAGCCCAGCCCUGGACAGCGACGAGAUGUCACCGCCUACUUCGCCCUCUACUUGCCCAUAUCGGCACUUUGAAGAAGGAGAAAGCGCGACGGUCGGGAGUAACCGACAGCAUAGACGACGGAAAUGGCCCACCGAACGCGAGUCCAAGUAAGCAAAAAGGUCGAGGUGGUUCAAGACAGACAAUAUACCACAGCAAGGCAUCAUCACGAGCACACUUGAAGACGCCCGAGAAACCGCGGCGACAACGAGCUGGCAGAAGGCCUGUCCAAGAAAAUGCAGUACCUACUCCCUACCUUAGGCAUACUACGAACCACCAUCUAGCAUCGUCUCCAGCUCAGCCCGUUUUAUUUGCUCCAACAGAAAACACCUUAACCAACGAACCUGGAGGAAGCGCAAGGUGUGUUCACAGAGGCUAUAAGGGAGGUCGAUGCAUGCUGGAGGCGUCGUUGAGUCAACUUCGGGAAACGGUGGACCGAGAGAUGUACUCAACAUAUGAGGCUGUCUUCCGCGCGCUGGAUGCCUUGCUCCGAGCUACCUGUCCUCCAGAGCCUCAAACCAGCGGCUCCUCCAAGUCCCUCCUCGCCAUGUGCUUGCGGAGAAUACCGGAUUACAUCGCAGAGCUCGAAUACUGGGAGAAAACGGACGCCGAGGCAAACAAGACCAAGUCCGUCAUACAAGAGCCCAAAGCGUCAUUCUACAUCUACUCUGAGCUUGAGUCGCUGGGUGCGUUGGGAGGAUGGAAACAUCUCCGCACAGUAGUCAGAGCCCAUGGCGUCCAGAUUAUCCAGGGUGCCAUCAGGGACGGUUUGGUAGAGGAUCGAGUGGCAACUACGCUCAUCGGUCUCUGUUGUAUGUACCUACCGUUUGUCGAAUCCAUGGGUCUUAUCGAUGUUUUUAUUUCGCGUCAAUACUCACCACCAGAUCCCUCCGUGCGUGACGGGCUCACGGUGAAAGCACCUGCUCUAUUUCCGCUCUGGGCGUUUGGAUUGGGCAAUGGGACGACUAAACGCUUCAUGCUUGGAAAACUGGCCGAUCUUUUUGGCGAUGGCUCUUUGCCGGCGGAGUGGUUGCUCGUCGAUGCCUUCAAGAACACGCGCCUAGAUGCCAUGGCGAAAAUGUUCUACGGCGCCGGGCAAGACUGUGUUGAUUUCAUGAUCACCAUGAUCAACGUUCUUUCCCCUUUGAUGUCAGCAUGGAGGAAAAAGAAGACGCUGGCUUCAGCUUCUUGUUCUUCCACUGACAAAAAUCCGCACCAAGAAGCAGCCGCAGUCCUAACUGGGGGCAUGGCAACGCUGGUGUCAGAGGUGCUCAGUUAUUUGGACGACCCUGACAGGGAACGGCCCACGCUGACGCCGGCUCAGCGAGCGGUGUUUGUUCACCGCGUGCGGUACAUCUUCCGCGCAUACCUCCUUCAUGCCAGAAAGACGACGGGUCUCCCAACUCCCGCUGUGUAUCUUAUCAGUCUCUGCGAUUUCCUCGCAUUCAGAACCGAGUCCUCGGCCGCAACCAUUGCCUCAGCAGCAUGGAAAGAGGUAAAGAGCGGCCAGCGCAUUGACCGUCGGGACGAGCAAUACUUGACCACACUGGGAGUUUUGAGCACGAUAGUGAGCAACUACAGUCGGGAAAAUGGGUCAACCAGCGCCCACACCUACAUUCCCCAAAUCUGUGACAAGCUGAAAGUGCUGCAGAUUCCCGACAAGCUCCCCUACCACCCGUUUGAGAACAUUGACAUUGACGUCGCCUUCGCCGUUGCGUUCCAGACCAACGAUCUCCAGGACCUUGCCUACGCUGAAAAGCUAUGGGCCAAGAAGAACUCCGUCACCUGCUCUUACACCUGGAUGAAGCCGACGCCCUACUACGAAGAGCGCAUCCGCGCCAGGGGGGAGUCGGAGGGUAAGCCCUUUUCAGGAUUCAAGUGGGACGAUGCUCUGAGCGAGUGGGUCACGCUAGACUCCCCUGAAUCGCCCGUGGGAGUAGGCGGAGGUCGAAUGACGAGGAGGUCGACAAGGUGCCCACCUAAGACGGAUGCGCUCCAACAGUAUCCUUCUCCUACGACUGCUACACCAGCUGCCGUUGCAUCCGCAUCUACAUCUACAUCAGGGACCAAUCGCAGACCAACGCGCGGUACGCGCCUGUUACGAUCUAGCUCGGCCUCUACUACAACAACGCCUGCCACCGACGAUAACACAGUCGAUGACGACGACGACCUCGAAAAUGACGAAGAAGACGACAACAGCUCUGAAACCUCCACUACCACAUCUCAAACCGAUGCUGACGUCGCCUCAGAUUCUGAAUGGGAUUCCGACUUUGAAACAUCAAAUGUCGUAGGCUUAAACAAAACACGCCAUCAGCAGAUACCAACCCCAAGAACACAACCACCUCCUCCAAGAACGCAACCGCAACCGCAACCGCAACGGCGGCGGCUGAGCGGCAACAAGCGAAAGUUGAGACCUCUCGAUACUGAGGACGAGGAUGAGGACGGCCAAGAAGGGGACUCCAAUGAGGAUGACGACAACGAUAACCUCAUACGUUGUCCUGUGGCUAAAAGGCCUCGGACGAGGGCUUCAUUGGCUGCUGCUACUGCUACUUCUGGUGCUAGUUCUACUGCCAGUGGUAUUGCUACUGCUAGCGGCAGCGGCACCAGUGGUGGUGGCCGAACUGCCCGGCGGUCACUCGGGAGAUAUGCCGGUAGCAGCGGCAGUGGCAGGGCGGUUCAUGAAGAUACCAGCGAAGAUGAACUUGGCUAG
Molecule: messenger RNA, 2838 nt
Organism: Sordaria macrospora k-hell
Lineage: Eukaryota; Fungi; Ascomycota; Sordariomycetes; Sordariales; Sordariaceae
Source: RefSeq, a predicted model, not a curated record